AUGAAUCUUCCGUUUAGUUUGGUUGCUGUGUCCUUGUUUACAUCUGGCUAUGUGGCCAUCUUUUCAGUAGCACUGACCGCAAACAUUUUCAUUAUUUUCCUUGUUCUUAAAAAACCUGUGAUGAGAACAACCAUCACCUACUUCUUCGCUAACAUGGCUGCCGCUAAUCUUCUUGUAGCUGUCUUCGUUAUACUGCAGGCUCUGCGGUAUCUAUUCGCCGCAGACGCUUGGUUUCCAGGAAUGCUCGGUCAAGUUUCUUGCAGACUUUUACAUUAUACGGAAGCCAUCUCCACUACAGCUUCCAUUCUGAGCCUGAUAGCCAUCUCGCUGGACCAGGUGAAUGUUAUCUUGUUCCCCAUAAGGAGAGCUGUGAUGAUAAGAUAUACCAAAUUUAUUUCGCUCGUUAUUUGGCUCCUGUCUAUGGUUUUCACCUCUCCUUAUCUUGCCAUGUUCGGUGUCAAGACGGUAUCUGGUCAGCAGCAUCGAUGCGUUUACUUGGUCCUCAACCAUGUCGUUAUGGAACUUCAUGUUUCAUUAAUCUUUGUUUUCUUAUACGGGUUUCCUCUCGUUUUUAUGGCAACUUUGUACGCUCUUAUGGGACGAAAACUGUGGUUUCGAACCAUUCCAAGAAAUGUUCAUAGUAUCCAUCGACAAGCUGCUGAGAAAACCAAACGCCGCACCAUCCGCUUGCUAAUCGCACUCAUAGCAACAUAUGCAUUAUGCUGGCUUCCUGCUCACGUGCUUGGUAUGUGCACGGUUUUCAAACCAAAUGUGAUAAGAAACCUGGCUCCCCAUUGGUCCUUACUUAUUGCAUUUAUUGCGCAUGCGAACUGCGCUUUCAAUCCUUGCAUUCAAAUUGUUUUAGACAGGAGAUUCAGAGCAGAGUUCUUCAAAUUACGGAAUUGUGGGAGAAAUAUAAAGCAGUGGUGCAUUUGUAAGAAAGGAAAAGUUGAGAAUAACAGGGAAGCUAAAACGGACGUGCCAAGAUUCAAAACUUUGGAGAGUGUUAUAGAGAGAAUAGCAAAAGGUCGAGGAAGACUGUACGAUUUGAGCCCUACAAAAAACGAUACACAGCUCCGUCCAUUCUCUCCCGUACAGUUAUCUUACUACAGCGAGGUAGUGGAAACAGAAAACUAA
This is a messenger RNA of Pocillopora damicornis (cauliflower coral), 1137 nucleotides long. RefSeq names its product RYamide receptor. Gene Ontology annotation, cellular component: plasma membrane. The record is from RefSeq and is a predicted model, not a curated record. Gene Ontology annotation, molecular function: G protein-coupled receptor activity. Gene Ontology annotation, biological process: G protein-coupled receptor signaling pathway. Lineage: Eukaryota; Metazoa; Cnidaria; Anthozoa; Scleractinia; Pocilloporidae.